Molecule: messenger RNA, 2654 nt
Organism: Linum tenue
Lineage: Eukaryota; Viridiplantae; Streptophyta; Magnoliopsida; Malpighiales; Linaceae
Source: the annotation of a GenBank genome assembly
AUGAGUCAAGCUCCUCAAGUCUACGCCUUUGUUUCUUUCCGAACCAAAAUCUACGGUUUUCGCAGCUUUAAUGCUCGAGAAAUUCAUAUAACGAAUCUGGCCAAGCACGAUCAACACCAAACAAAGAUAAAAAAAAAAAAAAAGAAGAAGAUGAUCUCGUUUGUGAAAUUCGGAGAUCCCGUCUUCUUCUCUUUCUUUCUCAGCUUCUUCCUCGCACUCUACUUAUGUGCUCUGUUCUCAAACGGUGAAACAGACACGCUUACAUCAGGCGAAGAGAUGAAAGACGGGUACCACUUGGAUUCAAGGUUUGGAGUUUUCAGGCUCGGCUUCUUCACCGCUCAAGAUGACAAUCGUUACCUCGGAAUCUGGUACAACAUUCCCGACGACCAACGAUACCGCCGUCAAAGUUACCUGCCUUACUACUACAGCUCCGUCAAAUCCGAGCCUUCUCCCGUCUGGGUCGGCAACACGAAUUCCGGCAUCCGGGGCAAAACAGGGGCUCUCGUCAUAGCAAGCGACGGGAACUUGAAGAUCGUGAAUGGCAGCAGUGGCCAAAUUGCUGCCGUGAACCCCCCUGUCCAAGGAGUUUCAGGUAAAACAAGUGCCAUUUUGCUAGAUUCCGGCAAUUUUAUCCUCCGGGAGCUGAAUCCAGACGGGUCGGUGAAGCGGGAGCUGUGGCAGAGCUUCGAUUAUCCAACGGAUACCCUUCUCCCGGGGAUGAAAUUGGGAGCCAAUUCCCAAACUGGGCAUGUCUGGUCUCUGAAACCAUGGCUCGGGCAGACCGAUUUCACUUUCAGGUUGGACCAAAACGGGACGACCAAGAACCAAUUGUUGAUAUUAUUCAAAGGGCGGGUGUAUUGGAGAAGUGGGAAGUGGUUGGAUCAGAUUUUUCCGGGUUUCAGUUUCAGGAAUGUGUCGAAUAACAACAACGAUGGAGAAGAGCGGUAUGUGGUGGUUUACAGUGUACAAGGAGGAGAAGGAGAAGACAAUGAUGUUGCCUAUCCAAGGAUCACCAUGACUAGCGAUGGCAGUCUUAUUGGUCAGGGUGCAACCAGAUUAGUGGGCUGCGACUUGGAAUCCCCAGGCGCUGAAUGUUCCGGUGAUGCUGAAAUGCCCACUUGCGGUAUUCCUUUAUAUCCGAACGACAGGAGUCUGAUAGCACAAGGCUACCAAGACUUGCCGCCUGGUAGCCAUGUGAGAGCGGGCCAAUGUCGUCUGAAUUGCUCCCGAAACUGCACUUGCUUAGCUUAUCCGAGACAGAGUCGUGACGGGUCUGGGUGCCAGAUGGGAAUCAAAUUGGCGUACUCACCUUACUCACCCACAGGAGUUGUUCCGUUAGCACUCUUUCUUCUCUUGUUCUUGUCGUACCUUGGCUGGAAAUGGAGAAGACAAUUGGGAGCAAUCGUAAUCCAUUUAACGAGGAGUGUCCGUGAAUAUUGGAAGCGUUGUGGGUCUUUCUUCGCAAUGUGGAAGGAAUACUAUGUCCUGCUUCGGCUAACUAAGGCCAUCGCAGAUGCGGAGCAAGAGAUAUUGUUGCAGGAGUUAGGGAUGGCAGCUGAGGCAAAAGCCGAUCUCGAUAGCCAAGAAAACGGCAACAACAAUGAUUUCCAGCUAUUCAGUUUCGAGCACAUAGUUUCUGCUACAGGCAACUUCCACGCCGAUAAUAAGCUCGGACAGGGUGGUUUUGGACCUGUGUAUAAGGGGAAGCUACCAAGUGGGCUAGAAGUAGCGAUAAAGAGACUGUCAACGAGCUCGAGGCAGGGGCUAGUUGAGUUCAAGAACGAAGUAAGGUUCAUUGCUAAACUGCAGCACGACAAUCUGGUCAGGCUAGUAGGUUGCUGCAUCGAGAAUCGAGAGAAGAUCCUCGUCUAUGAAUAUCUGCCCAACAAAAGCCUUGAUUUCUCGCUCUUUGCUCCUACUGACGACAAUGUCCUGGAUUGGAAGAAAAGGUUCAACAUUAUCCAAGGGAUAGCCCAAGGACUUCUAUACCUCCACAAAUAUUCGAGGUUGAAGAUCGUCCACAGAGAUCUGAAGGCCAGCAAUAUCUUGCUCGACGGUGAGAUGAACCCCAAGAUAUCGGAUUUCGGUGGGUACAUGUCUCCCGAGUAUGCUAUGGAGGGAGUUUUCUCGACAAAGUCGGACGUGUUCAGCUUUGGAGUUCUGCUGCUUGAAAUUGUGAGCGGCAAGAGGAACAAUCACUUCCGUGGUGAUCGUGAAGGCCCUAGCAGUCUCUUGGCAUGGGCUUGGGAGCUAUGGAGAGAAGGAAGAGGAACAGAGCUAGUGGAUCCAGCCAUAGGGAUAGACAACAUCAACAACAAUAGCGUCUGCCAGAAUGAAGCAGUGAAGUGCAUUCAGAUAGGUCUGUUAUGCGUGCAGGAGAAUCCAAGGGAUAGACCUUCAAUGGUGAAAGUCGCCUCCAUGAUCUACAACAAUGAUUCAGUCCAAUUACCGUCUCCCAAUCGUCCAGCAUUUUAUUACAGGAUGAGCAGCUUGCAGGAGGUCGCGGAGAUUAUUGAAGAGCAGGAGGAGAUUUGGACACCGAACCAGGUUACCAUCACGGAAAUGAAUGGCAGGUAAUCAUCCAAUCGCCUCUGCGACGGGUUAUCGAAAAUAAAUCGAUAAGUUAAUGUUAAAAAGUAUAUUGGUGUACUUAG